CAUCUGCGUGUCUCAUUACUAGAUUUCAACUGUAAUCUGCUGAUAAAAGUUCCUUGCAAUCCUUCGAGACGAUUCACAAGCCCCGAUCACACAAGCCGUUGCCAAUAGCAUACAAUCCAAAUACGGAACAGCGCCAUUUGGGACUACCAAGAAACCCGCUACCGACACCAUUUGUUUCCUGGCAUUAACUAAAAUAGCCUGUCUCACGGAAGGAAGAAGACAACCCAAGAGAUUGUAAAAUUGUACCAACAUACCUCUCCAGAUUGAAAAUACUUGAGCCUUUCGAGAAUUACGCACACUAGUGAAAAUCAGUGAACAGAAACAGUCGCUCGGUCUUCGCCAUCAUGACAUCGUCCUAUUACCUCCCGCGUAACGGCAGGUACAACAAAUACGGCCACGAUCAGAGAGCACCAGAGCGUAAACCCUACGAAUACAGUGGCCGGGCGAACGGGAACAGAAACAACGCGAUGGAGAGAAACAGAAACAGCGGAUGGAUGUGGUUCUCUUUUUGCCUGAUGGUAUGGGCACUGUCCCUUCAGUUUGGAGGUGUGUUGCGCGCACGUCCAUCCUCCCGAAUCCCCGCCCAAGACGGGUUUGAUCCCCGCCCGGGGCAACAGCAGCAACUACCACCCUCUAUGGAGCAACGACGCCGUAUUCAUCCGCAGCAAGCGCGGCGAAUGCAUCAGCAGCAUCCAUCGCGGCAAAUACAGCAGCAACAUUUGCUAGAUAACAAACAACAAAAGCGACGCAGAGCAGAGGAAAUCUCGGAUACCGGGGAAAUCAUUCUCGACGAAGUUGUCGUCACCGAUCCCCUGGAGGGCUUUCGAAAUUAUUCGAAAGCCGCUGAUCCCGACAAGGCCUGGGAGAACAACGAGAAAAUUCAGACCAUCUCGUCGAUGGAGGGCAAACUCCGAGCAACCCUUCUGCAGAAAUAUGACAGGAACUCCUACCCAUGGGAGUGGGCCUGGGACCAGAACUUUUUCGAGGAAUACGACCGUGAGGGUGAGAACGAAGGAGACAACAGGACGGAAUCCUCAAAAAUCCGACAGGGGCUGCCAGUCGAUUUCGGUUUGAAUUUUCACAAAGGUGAGCCAGUAUGUAUAGUGUUGGUGGUCGGUGGGUACUUCGGUUGAAAUGAUGAUUCGAUUUGAUUCUACUAUGCAAUGCAAUGUAAAGCAAAGUCACUUUUUCCUCAUCUGUUGGUUUCCAUUGAAUCCAAUCCAAUGCAACACGACGCACCGCAACACAACGCCAAAAAAGUCCACGAUUUGGACGUUGCCGAAUCGACAGCCGAUCUCGUUAUCUGGGUCCGCAUUUCUUGGGUUGACCCGCGCCUUGCCUGGGACCCGAACGACUUCAAUGGGCUGAAAAACUGCUGGUUCUUCGUGACCGAUGGCAUUGGCGGUGGGGAGGUCUCGGAGAUCUGGACGCCCGAUAUUUAUCUGUGGAACCAAGAGGACACCAUGGCGAACUCGCUGGCCAACACGUACGCAAUCGUUUCGAGCGACGGAUCGGUCUAUUGGAGCCGACCGGGGCGCCUCAAGUCGACCUGCAAGUACCUUGGGCUUGAGAAUUUCCCUUUUGAUGAUCUCAGCUGCGCGCUAGAAUUUGGGAGCUGGGCCCAUUCGGGGCUCUACAUUCGGCCGAGCAAGCUUGAUGGCACGGGGUACAGCAUAGGAAACAGCGAAACGUCCGGGAGCUCCUUUGUCGAGUUCGAGAUCCACGAUGUCGAGGUCGAGAGCGUCGUUUACCCGCCGUUUCUUGCCGCACCGGAGGAAGACUGGCCUGUCCUGAUCUAUACCCUCACCUUUAAACGGGCGAGCGCACCGUAUCUCCGCGGGGUGCUCCUAACCAACAUCUUGCUGAACAUGGCGGCUUUUGCCUGCUUCUGGAUGCCGCCCCACGUCGGAGAGCGAAUGGGUCUGGCCAUUACCUGUGUGUUGGCGGCCGUUGCGGGGGAGCUGGUCAUGGCAUCCAACCUUCCCAAUUGCUCGGAGAUGUCCUGGUACAACAAGUUCAUGUUCGGGAGCUCGGGCUUCGCCUUAUUGGUCGUCUUUCAGUCAGCCGUCGUCAUUUACUUUUUCUUCUUGACCAAGGACGACCUGGUGCCCGGAUACAUCAAAUGGUUGAAGCGGAAGCUGCUCAACGAGAAAAAGAAAGAGAAAUAUUCUAGCGUGGAAAAAGCAAAGGACCAACACACCAAUGACAUGACCCAAGACGACGAAGAAGAAGACAAUUUCCCGACGAACUUGAACCGAAAGGCCAGUAUCAAUUCGGUGGAAGAAGAGGAAGAUUCCGAUGCCCAGACCCAAAGCCCCGAGAACGAGAGAAUGUUCCAGCGUCCUAAACUCUUGCCCUCCCAAAGCGAAAAAAGCAUCGACAUCUUUCAGUCGACGACAAAUAGAGCGCGAAGACGUGUUACCUUGAAUCUGAACGACUCCAUGGUCAAUGGUUCGACACUCGCGCAGUUUCUCCACACUCAGAACGCUCUCACGGGUGAUACAACGCCCCGGUACCGCGACGAUGCCGAAGACGAUGCCGAAAAAGAAGCCGCUAAGGAGAGGGAAAACCAGAAACGUUGGAUGAAAGUUGGCGAGAACAUCGACUCAGCAUGUCGUGUAAUCGUCCCUGCUGGUUACUUGGCCUUUCUGGCAUUGAUAUUCAAGGAUACUGGUCAUUUCGAAGGAUUUUACAGCCUUUUCAAUUGAAUAAAGCAAUGGAUGUGUACUCGACAAAACGGAGCUUAGAUAUGCAAAUUGUGCGACGAGAAGAUGAAUGUGUUUAGAAGUUUGAAAUUACUAAUUGUAGAAUUAUCAUCCUUUUGUGCCAUCGAAUUUAGAUUUAUGUGUCAAUAGUUUGCAUCGAUAAUGUCGUUCAUGGUGCAAGAACUUUUCUUCGUGGCACUAGUCUAAGCCAGGAAAGCAGUAGCAGUAGCGUACAGAAAAUCAUAUCUAACAGAUCCUGUUGGAACUACUUGGUGUUGAAAUGGUGCACUUCCUGAAGAGUUUUCUGUGGACAGCAUCCUCCUCCUUGUGGCCCUUUUGAAUUGGUGGCAAAGUAGCAUGAUUUGGUGGAUAGCCAUGCAGUUAAAUUGCUCCAGAUGAAAAUGCACACGAGCUACAAAUAGCUACAAAUAUUUUUAGUACUGGUUGUACUUUUCAAUCUCAUGUGUCAUCCAAUAAUGAGUUGGUAUGAAUGUACACUUAACAGUCUAGUAGUAAAAUGAAGUAGAUUGAAAGGGUUGAACAAGGAGGAGCACUGGUGUCAGUACUACUUCCAUAUUUUUCCAAUGGUAGGAGUUUGUCAUACAAGCAGAAAAGGAGGCUCUCCUUCCUUACAAGGCUAGGGCAUGACCCAUUCAAUUUGCAAAUUUAUGGCUUCUUAGUCAUUAUUAGUAUUAGUUGGCAUGGAAUCCACAAACCUUAUUUCAUCAGAUCUUGCAUGGAUCACCAUGGUUUCAUCUAUCUAGUACCUGCUGUAUGAUAAGGAGCAACAAGGAACUAGCAGUGCUCAUAAUGAUUCAUGUUCAAUGUUCUGCCAAUUGAGGUAGAAAAUAUGACCAAGCUCAGAAACUUCUCUGUCACUAGUAGUUGCUAUUGCCACAUUUUUUGUUUUAGUACAAGUAGUUUUCAACAAUAAUCCAUGCCAAGUCAAACCCAUGAUUUUCUGAUUCUAGUUUACGGUACUACUACUAAUACCUUGCCUCAGGUUCACCAAAGAAUCAAACUCAAGUUUUUCAUUUCUUGGCCUUCACUUGAGUCAAAGUUUGAGGCGGUCGUGAUUGGUAGUGCUACUAGUUGUUCUUUUAGUUUGCAUUAUAUGAAGAAUUCCCUCACGUUAAGAAAUCAAGUGUCCACCAUCAAAUGACACAUCCAUGGAUGUUGGUAGGUGGAGUGCUGGAUACAAGACCCCAAGAGUUUCCGAUCUCUACUUCAAACCUCUCCUCUAUCCGAAGUUCUGGCACUAUGUCCGCUGCAAUACUUAAAUUUUCGUACUGAAUGAAUGAGUAAGCAUAAGAGUAGACGUCGUGACGACAACAAUUGUACAGUAUUAUACAAAAUUAUAAGCGAUUCAAUUGCCUGUAUCUAUCUCUAUAUUUGAUUGAAUCGAAUUGAUUUCUUCGGAUGUGUUAUAUCGAUCCGACAACGCUCUGGGAGCUCCCUCUUCGAGUUGUGAUUGUCGUUGUGGCGUCCUGCUGCUGUUGUUGUUGUUGCUGCUGCUGCUGCUGCUGCUGUUGUUGUUGUUGUUGUUUCUGUUGUUGCUCCGUGUUUUCGUUCGUUGCAAUUGUAGUCAGGACUAGUGUGGUGCGUUGGGAGGAGGGAUCGAUCCAAAAUGCAGCCGUUUCGGUCGAGUUGUUCGAAUCGGGACCCUCCUGGAAGGGCGCGUCCCCGCCUACCUUGUUGAAAUCUGCCCACUCGCGCUCCAGGUAAAAGGGGUCGUGCUGGGGAACUAUAUCUUCUGAUGCGUCAGCAGAGCUAUCGUAGCCCCAGAGGGCUGCUGCGUGGUCGGCAUCUUCAAGUGAAAAGUAACCGGUUUCGACGCGCUGGUCUUGCUGAUGGUGUCGAAGGGCCUUGCCGACCUUCUGGAUGGCAUCCUUUUCUGCUUCUUCUCUCUCGGCCCGCUUCUGUUCCUGGAAGGCAAGAUAACGCUCGUAGAUGGACUCGGCAUCCUCAGUCAGCUCAUAGUGCUCUUCCCAAUCGGCACCGUACUUUUCGGCAAGCGAAUUUCGAUACCGCUGGUAGAUUACCUCCAUUUCAUCGAGCUGCUCGAGGGUCCAGUAAUCGUUUGGAUCGUAGUCUUCCUCACCCUCUUCUUGUUCGUCGUCUUGUUCGUUAUCCUGUUCGUAAUUAUUCUCGUCCUCCAGUCCUUCGCAUUCCUCCCCCUCUUCACAUUCGUAGUAUUCCCAUUGAUCGUCGUCCUGUCUUUGGUAGACUUCCACUUCUACGUCACAUUCGUUGUGUUCGCAUUCAUCUUCCUCGUAAUAGUAUUCCCACUCGCCGUCUUCGCAUUCGACGUUUUCGCACACCUCAUCAAUGACUUUGGAAGAUGUAGAAGAAUAUUCUUGGCCUGUGGAAGGGUCUUCAUCAACAUGUGU
This is a messenger RNA of Pseudo-nitzschia multistriata, 5095 nucleotides long. The record is from the annotation of a GenBank genome assembly. Lineage: Eukaryota; Bacillariophyta; Bacillariophyceae; Bacillariales; Bacillariaceae.